This is a messenger RNA of Equus caballus (horse), 3180 nucleotides long. It is a transcript of the gene LSM11, whose product is annotated as LSM11, U7 small nuclear RNA associated. The record is from RefSeq and is a predicted model, not a curated record. Gene Ontology annotation, cellular component: U7 snRNP. Gene Ontology annotation, molecular function: U7 snRNA binding. Lineage: Eukaryota; Metazoa; Chordata; Mammalia; Perissodactyla; Equidae. Gene Ontology annotation, biological process: mRNA 3'-end processing by stem-loop binding and cleavage.
CCCGCGCCGCGGCUGCGCAGUGCCGCCCUCUGGCGGCUCCGCUCCUUCUUCCCAUCGGCCUCGGCUUGCGGGCCUUUCAAACAUGGAGGAGCGGGAGCGGGGGGCGAGGCCGGCUGGCGCCGGGAGCCCCGCGCGCCCGCCCAGCCCGCGCCUGGACGUCAGCUCUGACAGCUUCGACCCGCUGCUGGCCCUGUACGCGCCGCGCCUGCCUCCCAUCCCCUACCCCAACGCGCCCUGCUUCAACAACCUGGCCGAGUAUGAGAGCUUCCUCCGGACCGGCAGCCGGGGCGGCGGGCGCGGGCGGGCGCGGGGCGCGGCCGCGGGCUCGGGGGGCCCCGCCGCCGCCGGGCCCUCGGGCAGGACCCGCCGCCGCCCGGACGCCCCCGCCCCGGACUCCGACCGCAUCCAGCGCCUCCGCCGCCUCAUGGUGGCCAAGGAGGAAGGGGAUGGGGCCGCCGGGGCCGCCGGGGCCGCCGGGGCGCGCCGCCGGGGUCCGGCUCGGAGCAGGAAGGCGCCGCGCAACGUGCUCACGCGGAUGCCCUUGCACGAAGGCAGCCCUCUGGGUGAACUGCAUCGCUGUAUCCGGGAGGGGGUGAAGGUGAAUGUUCACGUCCGCACGUUCAAGGGACUGCGGGGCGUCUGUACGGGCUUCCUCGUCGCAUUUGACAAGUUCUGGAAUAUGGCACUUACUGACGUGGAUGAGACCUACCGGAAACCUGUGCUAGGCAAAGCAUAUGAACGGGACUCUUCACUGACUCUCACGAGGCUGUUUGAUCGACUAAGACUUCAAGAUUCCUCCAAGAAGGAAGCAGAUUCUAAGUCUGCAGUUGAAGACUCCACUCUGUCCAGAUACUCCCAGACAUCCACUUGGAAGGUGGCUUCAGUGUGGGGAAGAGGAGACACUGACCGGGGCUCACGCAAGCGUUCCCGCUCCGUCCCUUCUUCCCUGCAGGCGUCUACAAGGGAGGAAUCCCGGUCAGAGCUAUCAGGGAGGACUACACGGACAGAAGGGUCAAGCGCAGGGGGUACCUUUUCCAGGGCUACCACCCUUUCCAGGGGCCAGCCCCGUAAGAAAAAGCGAAAGCCCAAAGUGGAUUACCAGCAGGUAUUCACUCGACACAUAAAUCAGAUUUUCAUUCGAGGUGAGAAUGUCCUCCUGGUUCAUCUUGCACAGUGACCAGCUCGGCCUCACUUGAGCUUUGGUUUUAGAAGUAAAAUGCAUGAAUUGCUGCUAUGCUGUAUCCUAGUAUCCCAGUGAAACUCUGAGUUGGAAUGAUCCUCUCUGGUCCUGCAUGUGCGGAGCAUAGAGCCAGGCUCAAGCCCUCUGGGAGAUGAGCUCCCUGAAGGGGAGAUAGGCCUUGGAAGGGCGGGUGGGUGUUUGCACUAAUAUCAAGGCAAAGUCUGUACAGAGGUACAUGCAUCUGCUUUGGUAUCAUGGUCUACUUCAGACACUCAAACUAAAUAUAGGGUCUUCAUUUGAAUUAAGGGUCAUGGUAUGAAUUGAAUUCAUUCUACAGACACUACAGCAUGGGGGAGAUAAAACCAGCUCGAAAAAGAGUGAUCUCAUUUCUAAAAGCUAGUGCUCUGAGUACUCAGGAAUUUCAUUCUAAGAGUAGCAGUAUAGGCUGCCCUGGAGCCCUGCACCCAUGUGUUGUAACUGACCUUUGAAUUUUGCUCUACACCAUUCUCUCUUGAUUAGGAAAUGUAAUGUAUUAUCUUUGAAUAUCUGUAAGAUCUCAGAAAGCUACGAACUUAUGUAAGAGUGAAGUUUGCAUAGGUUGUAUGCUCAAAGGAGCCAGCAAUGAAAGCUCUGUUUUAUCCUCCUCCUUAUUAUCUGUCUUCCCCUUAACCAGAGGUAGCUUCUGCGAAUGGCAUACCAGAUGGGACUGUAAGAUGCUCGUGUGGUAGCUUCUUGUCCUUCUCUCUCACUUCUGUGGCAUGGUGCUAGUGCAUGUACCGUGUGUAUUGCCCCUCUGUACGGAGUGUAACCUGUCCUUGGAGCUUUAUGGCAGGGGACUGUGACCUUCAUGUCUGGCUUUAAAGAGUUCUGCGUGAACUCAAUGAUGCCGAUACAUCACGCGGCUGAGAGUCCCCUUUCCAGGCAGGGCUGGCCCUGUGUGGAAUAUCUUCUAGAAUGGUUUUCCAUCAAACAGGGGUGGUAGUUUUAUUCCCUUGUGUCAGGCCAAAGAGGUUCUCACAAGUACAAUGGGUGGUGUCUGUAAGGGACACUUUACUCACAGCCUGGCUUGAGUAACAGGAACCCCACAGCACCCCCUAAUGCUUCUACUUGAAUCUUAUUAUAUGCUUUCUCAAUCACCAGUGCAGAAUAGGCUGUUUCUUGACACAGACUGUUAGGCAAUAUUGAUUUUUUGUUUUGUUAGUUUAUAUUUGGUUUUAUUUUAGAUAACCUAUGUUCAAAGUAAGAAUAAGAAAUAGCUAACUAGUUAAAAUGUUUGAAAAGAGAAAUUUCCCCUGCUGUAUUUGUUGUGUAACUUAGAGAAGCCUUCUGAGCAGCAGGGUGCAUAAAGUCUAUGGAGCUGGGACACCUGGUCCUUCUGCCUCCUGGGCCGCUGGCUUGUCAUCCAAUGCAAGGAGAGCAGACGCACCCCUCUGUGCUCAGCUUUUCCCCAUCAGACACCUACCUCACAGGAGCCCUGAGACAAAGAUUUUCAGGAAGACAUUUUAAAGUCUCCAAACAUGUUUACGUGCCAUGAAUAGUUUUUAGUAACUCUGUUUCAUUGCUUGGUAAGAAUUCUAUGUCUUAUGAGCAAGGCAGGUGCUACAUGAGAGGGUAGUCUCUGUAGGUGUCAUAUUGAUGACGUUGUUGUGACCAGAAGGCAGUGGCAUCUUCGGGAACUAUUUCCCGUAGUCCACUCCUUUCUCCUGAGGGACAGUGGCAGUUCUCAAAAUAUCUUCAGUAAGAGAAAAGUAACAUUUCUUUGCUGCUUCCCUCACUUCCCAGGCCCACCCUGUUCUGAUCAUUAUCAGAGAGAAUUCCCCUGAGCUUUUCAAGGGGUUCAUAUGAUAGUUCCAAAGGGAGAGUGUGCAUCUAAAAAUGACACGUCCCCAAAGGGGAGUUUUUGGAAUUUUUUGGUUUUCUUGUUUAUUUGUUUUUAUUUUUAUUUAUUUUUUUAUUUUUACUUCUCCCCAAAGCCCCCCAGUACAGUUGUAUAAUUUUUA